AUGGCGAUCCAGAAAAAGCACGGUAAAGGUCGUUUGGAUAAAUGGUAUCGCCUGGCAAAGGAGAAGGGGUACCGAGCAAGAGCAGCAUUCAAAUUGGUCCAGCUGAAUAAAAAGUAUGGUUUUCUGGAAAAGAGUAAAGUUCUGUUGGAUCUGUGCGCGGCACCAGGUUCAUGGUGUCAAGUUGCUGCAGAAUGCAUGCCCACACAAAGUCUUAUUGUCGGCGUUGAUCUUGCCCCGAUAAAACCCAUCCCCCGAGUGAUUACCUUCCAACAAGAUAUUACGACUGAGAAAUGCCGCGCCACGAUAAGACAACAUUUGAAGCACUGGAAAGCGGACACUGUUCUGCAUGAUGGAGCGCCUAACGUUGGUACUGCCUGGGUUCAGGAUGCGUUCUCUCAAGCAGAACUGGUGCUGCAGUCCUUGAAGCUUGCCACGGAGUUUUUGACUGAAGGUGGUACUUUCGUGACAAAGGUUUUCCGAUCCAAAGAUUAUAAUCCUCUUCUCUGGGUUUUCAAGCAGCUGUUCUCGUCCGUCGAAGCCACGAAACCCCCCUCCUCCCGAAACGUCUCCGCCGAAAUCUUCGUUGUCUGCCGCGGAUUCAAAGCACCGAAGCGAAUGGACCCCAAAUUCCUCGAUCCCAGGCACGUGUUUGCAGAACUUUCGGAUCCUACUCCGAAUAACGAAGCCAAAGUGUUCAACCCUGAGAAGAAGAAGCGUAAGAGAGAGGGUUACGAGGAAGGCGAUUGGACACAGUUCAAGGAGGUACCGGUGACAGAGUUUAUCAACACCACCGAUCCGAUCGCAAUUCUCGGCUCGGUCAACAAACUGAGCUUUCAAGCACCACCUGGGGGAGAUCUAGCUCUGGCCACGUUGGACCGAUUGCCUGAAACCACAGCUGAAAUCCGGAACUGCUGCGAGGAUCUGAAAGUUUUGGGAAAGAAAGAGUUCAGAAAUCUCCUCAAAUGGCGUCUCAAGGUCCGGGAGAAGUUCGGUCUGGUCGUGAAGAAGGGACAAUCCAAGACCGAAGAGGCUGAAGAGGUCGCCGAGAUCGCGCCUAUGGAUGAAGAGCUUGCGAUCCAGGAAGAGCUCCUCCGACUUAGGGACAAAGAAAGUGCAAUCAAGAAGAAGGAAAGGCGGAAGGAGAACGAGAAGAAGCGCAAAGAUAUUGUUCGAAUGCAGAUGCACAUGACGACGCCUAUGGAUAUCGGAAUGGAACAAUUGGGCCCCAAUGGAGACGAAUCAACUUUUUCACUCAAGCGCAUCGAGCGAGCUGGAGCAAAGGAUGUCAUUGCAGCAGGCAAGGAAGCAACGAUCGAAAGCGAGACCGAAGAGUCGGAAUCAGAGUGGGAAGACGCCGACAGUGACGAAGAAGAUCGCCUGGAAAGAGAACUUGACUCCCUGUAUGAGCAAUAUCAAGAUCGCAGAGAAGAAAAGGACUCGAAAUUGCGAGCGAAGAAGGCCCGCAAGGACUACGAAGCUGAGGAGUGGGAAGGAUUCUCUGGAUCGGAUAAAGAAGAGAGCGACGAAGAGCUUGAUGACGCCCAGCCCGGAGCAUCGACCGUCCCCACCAACGGGGCCCUCUCCAACAAUGCUGCGUUGUUCUUCGACCAGGACAUCUUCCAGGGCCUAGAAGGCAUCGACGACGAAGAGGAUGAAGAGGGCACUCCUACGAAAGAGGAGCAAACUAGCAGCAAAUCCGUUGCUAAAGAGCGCAAGUCCAAGGAAAAGAAAACCACCAAACCCUCUGAGGACUCUUCGGACGACGAUUAUGAAGAAACCGACGAACCGCGCAAAAAGAAUGGACAGCUUGACAUCGAUAUUAUUACUGCAGAAGCUAUGGCUCUUGCCCAACAGAUGGCUACUGGAGAGAAGAAAUCGCAUGACGUGGUUGAUGACGGGUUCAACCGAUAUGCCUUCCGAGACGUUGACGGUCUCCCGGACUGGUUCCUGGACGAUGAGGGCAAGCACAGUAAACCUCUACGGCCGAUCACAAAGGAAGCCGCAGCUGCGAUUCAGGAGAAAUUACGCGCUAUCAACGCUCGACCGAUCAAGAAGGUAAUGGAGGCCAAGGGUCGCAAGAAGUUCAAGGCAGCACAGAAGAUAGAGAAACUCCGCAAGAAGUCGGCACUACUUGCCGACGACGAGAAUCUGAGCGAGAGGGAUAAGGCGCAGGCUAUUGCAAGAUUGAUGAGCAGAGCCGCCAAGAAGAAGCCCAAGCAGAACGUGAAGGUUGUUGUUGCCAAGGGAGGCAAUCGGGGCAUCUCUGGUCGUCCCAAGGGAGUCAAGGGCAAGUACAAGAUCGUGGAUGCCAGGAUGAAGAAGGACGUGCGGGCACAGAAGCGGCUGGCGAAAAAGAAGCAGAAAUAA
Molecule: messenger RNA, 2367 nt
Organism: Aspergillus calidoustus
Lineage: Eukaryota; Fungi; Ascomycota; Eurotiomycetes; Eurotiales; Aspergillaceae
Source: the annotation of a GenBank genome assembly